UUACCAACUAUACGGAAAAUAAUUUUGCAAAGCUACUUUUUAAACAAUUGUUUAGUAUAAUGUCACCCACUCUCGAAAAUUUUAAUGUAGAUGAACUCGUAGCUCCAGAAUGGUUAAAUAACGAGUUUUUAAGAAAUGUACUACAGAAUUGUGAAAAUGUGGAAGUAGAAAUAAUCAAUUUUAAACUCACACCGGGUACUAUGAAGGGAGACCAUUAUGCCAGUGUCAUGUUCAGAGCUAACGUGGACUAUAAAUCACAUGAUUUGCAUAAAACAAAAUCUUUAAUUAUAAAAACUAUGCCUGAAUUAGAAGGACUAAAGAAAGAUAUGUUAACAGAAACACAUAUCUUUGAAACUGAAAUAGCUGUCUACACCAAAAUUUUGCCAAAGUUUGAGAGUAUAUUACGCUCCAUAGGAGACAACACGAAAAUUGGACCGAACUGUUUGUAUCACAGUUUAUAUCCCAAGAAGUGCAUAGUCUUUGAGGACCUUGUGCCACUUGGGUAUACAGUGCUUCGUGAUCGCGAUGUCAACAUGGACGAAAUGAAAGAAAUUAUGCGGAAGUUAGGAGUGUUCCAUGCAAUGAGUUACUCACAAAACAUUAAGGAACCAAAACUAUUUGAUGGUUUGCAAUAUGGCUUAAUGAAUGAACCAGCAAUAUGCGGAAAUGAAUUUAUGACAGAUGGUAUAAAAUUCUUUGUAGAAUUGCUAAAUGACAUACCAACACUCCGUGAAUAUAAACCAUAUUUUGAAGUACUUCAAAGAGAUGUUUUUGAAAAAUGUCGUCAAACAUUUGAUGAAUUUCGCAAAAAUCCGCAGAGUAGUGGAAUAUAUGUGCUCUGCCAUGGAGAUUUUCAUUUUAAAAAUUUAAUGUUCAGAAAUAAUCCUUUGAAUAAACAACUUGAAGAUGGACUUUUCUUAGAUUUUCAGCUUAGCUAUAUUGGACCCAUUGUAAAUGAUUUAUACUAUGCAUUUUAUAUGAUGAGCUCGAGGGAGCAACGCUUCCAGCAUUUCGAUGAAUUACUCUAUCUGUACCACAGUCAAUUCAGGACAAUACUAAACAAAAUUGGGUUUGAUGGGGUGGUGCCUAAAUUGAGCGAAAUCAGGGCAAUGUUUUUGAAACACAAACAUUUUGAAUUAAUGCUAUUGGUUACAUUUUUGCCAAUGCGGUACGAACUACUUAAGAAGGUUAUGGAUGUCGAUAAGGUUAUGAGUUCAGGAGAAUAUCGCAAGACAUUAUACUAUGAUCAGGGGUUUCUGGAUGAACUUCAUCAAUUGCUUCCAAAAUAUUUACACAGUGGCUAUUUUGAAGACUUAAUUUGAAAAUAUUAUAGUUUUUA
Teleopsis dalmanni is the source of this 1339-nucleotide messenger RNA. RefSeq lists its product as uncharacterized. The transcript is spliced from 4 exons. The record is from RefSeq and is a predicted model, not a curated record. Lineage: Eukaryota; Metazoa; Arthropoda; Insecta; Diptera; Diopsidae. Bases 60 to 1322 code for a protein of 420 amino acids.